AUGUGUGUGGUGGAAGGAAAUGGGAAUCGAGUCGUUUGGCAUGAUUGGCAUAAUCGAGCUUAUUCGAUUCAUCUUGAUGAAUCUGAAGAUAAAUUAACGGGAAUUGUGCUAAAUAUUCAUGUGAAAAGGAACGGUGGGUUUUGGAGGAGCAGACAUUGGGUUUCCCUAAGAAGGAUUAACGGGGUUUGGUGUAACUUGGAUAGUGACUUUGAAUCUCGUUACUUGUUUGGAAGUAUCGAAGAAUUAAAAGAUUUUUUGGAUGGUGCCAUUGAUGGUGGUACUGAGUUCGCCUAUGCGACCAAUGGUGCCGCCAACGAUUACGACGACCGAGUGACCACAGCGGACGAGCUAGAAGAGGACGAUGAUUCAGAUGAAGUUGCCGAGGUGGAGAUGUUAUAA
This is a messenger RNA of Cynara cardunculus var. scolymus (artichoke), 399 nucleotides long. Its product is annotated as josephin-like protein. The transcript has 2 exons. NCBI's taxonomy places the organism in Eukaryota, Viridiplantae, Streptophyta, Magnoliopsida, Asterales, Asteraceae. Gene Ontology annotation, biological process: protein deubiquitination. Bases 1 to 399 code for a protein of 132 amino acids. The record is from RefSeq and is a predicted model, not a curated record. Gene Ontology annotation, molecular function: cysteine-type deubiquitinase activity.